Messenger RNA from Oncorhynchus gorbuscha (pink salmon), 3940 nucleotides. RefSeq names its product XK-related protein 6-like. Gene Ontology annotation, biological process: engulfment of apoptotic cell; phosphatidylserine exposure on apoptotic cell surface; apoptotic process involved in development. The coding region runs from base 553 to 2316 and encodes 587 amino acids. Gene Ontology annotation, cellular component: plasma membrane. The record is from RefSeq and is a predicted model, not a curated record. The transcript is spliced from 5 exons. NCBI's taxonomy places the organism in Eukaryota, Metazoa, Chordata, Actinopteri, Salmoniformes, Salmonidae.
AGGUGGAGCGGACAGCUCAUAGGCUGCUGUGGUGUAUGUGUGACAGGUUGAGAGACAGGCUGGGGAAGGCUGAAACGCUACCACAGUUCUGCAUAGAUGAGGAUUAAUUCACUGGCUUUUCACACACUCAUGUCUCAGCACACACACGUCUCUUAGCUGGGAGAUGCUGCAUUACGUCAUAACAAGCCACUGUCUCCCUAGAUGACCGUGGUGAGUACAGCCAUGUAGAAGAUGCAGAGGGAGCGAGAGACUGGGAGAUGAAGAUUGGCUGGAGGAGAGGAAUAGGAACGGAUUCAACCGCUGCCACUGGUCGCAAGGAGCGCCUGGUAGGAGAGGGGAUAGAGUGUUUCCUAGAGAGGAGGGCGAGGAGGAAGGGAGAGAAGGAGGAGGGAGAGGGGCAGCUGCCUUCGUGCGGUGACCGGCUCUGAUGGCUCCCCGGGAGAGUCAGAGACAGAAACACCGCGGCUGGGGAGGGACAGGAGGUAUUUUGGAAGUGACGUGGGUUCAGAGGAGGGUGUGUUUUGGUUCGGGACGAGAGGAAAGGGGAGGAACAUGGCAGCGCAGUCUGAUGGAGGGGGAGAAAUGGAGGAAGGAGUGGGGGAGGGGGUGUUUGAUGGAGACACAGAGGAAGACUGUCAGCCUCUGGACUCUGCAGCUAUCCACAUCUGUCUCUGCUGUCACUCUGCUGUCUGCUACUGGGGCUGUCGCUCCAACUGUCUGGGAAACCUGCUGGGGAAAGACACUACUGGAAGGAUCGGGGGUACCGGAGUUGGAGGUGGUAGGAGUUUGAGGGAGACUCGCUGCCCACCAGAGGAGGGACUGUGGCUGGACUGUCUCUGGUUGAUCCUGGCUCUCCUCGUCUUCUUCUGGGAUGUGGGAACAGAUCUGCUUCUCGCUGCAGACUACUAUGACAGACAGGACUAUCUGUGGUUUGGCCUGACGCUCUUCCUGGUGCUGGUGCCGUCGAUUGUAGUUCAGAUACUGAGUUUCCGCUGGUUCAUCCAGGACUACAGCGGAGAGUGUCUGACCACCUGGCUGGGGACGGUGGACUGCAGCAGGGGAGGAGAGAGAGAAAAGCUGACCAGGCAAGGGCCAACUGGCCACAGGGGGGUUUAUCCUGGAACAGACCGGGUCAGAGUGGCCUCAGUCUGGCUGUGGCAGAUCACCAUACACAUUCUACAGCUGGGACAGGUCUGGAGGUAUAUCCGUACUUUAUACCUGGGUAUCCAGUCCCACCGUAUGAAGGAGCAUAAGGAGGCACAGAGGAGGUUCUACUGGGCCAUGAUGUUUGAGUACGCAGACGUCAACAUGCUGCGGCUUCUGGAGACCUUCCUGGAGUCAGCUCCUCAACUAGUACUACAGCUCUGUAUUAUGAUACAGCAGAACCGGGCUGAGACUCUACAGUGUAUAUCUAGUCUAGGCUCUCUUCUGUCUCUAUCCUGGGUGUUGGCCUCAUACCACAAGCUCCUGCGCGACUCCAGAGACGACCAGCGCAGUCUGAGUUAUCGCGGUGCCCUCCUCCACCUUCUCUGGCGCCUCCUCACCAUCUCCUCCCGCGUUCUCUCUCUCGCCCUCUUCGCAUCCCUCUUCCACCUGUACUUUGGCAUCUUCGUGGUGCUCCACUGGUGUGGCAUGGCCCUGUGGGUGGUGCAUGGCGGAACAGACUUCUGUAUGUCUCGCUGGGAGGAGGUUUUGUUUAACAUGGUGGUGGGCAUCGUCUACAUCUUCUGUUGGUUCAAUGUCAAGGAGGGACACACCAGGGGACGCAUGGUGGCUUACUACUCUGUGGUACUGGCUGAGAACACACUGCUUACUGGACUGUGGUAUGUGUAUCGUGACCACGAAGAGACAGACAGCUACGCGGUUCCAGCGUUGUGUGGUGUCUACCUGUCCUUUACGGGUGGAGUACUGGUGAUGCUUCUGUACUACGGCCUUCUUCACCCCUCACACACACACCCCACCCCGGCAUCGACCUGGUGUGAUGAGCUGCUGUGGGGUAACCCCUUGCCCCCUUCAGCUCCGCCCACCCCAGCCCACCUUGCUUCCCCGUUUCACAGUGAUGACAUCAUCGCAGAAGGCUGUCUGCCGGUGUUCCAGGUGCGUUUGGAGCCCCCCACCUCGAGGCGUUUCGAAGGUCCUCUGAUAAAGAUUGACAUGCCCAGGAAACGUUACCCAGCCUGGGACGCUCACUACGUGGACAGACGGCUGCGAAGGACCAUCAACCUACUACAGUACCUGACGCCUGCAGCCGCAGGCAUACGAUACAGGGACAGACCUCUGCUCUAUGAACUACUGCAGUACGAGUCUUCUUUCUGACACAUACACACAUAGGCAAACACACAUAUUUACAAGUGCGCACAUGUAACCAAUGUGAAAUGGCUAGCUAUUUAGUGGUGCUCGCUAGUAGUGUUCAACCGGUGACCUCAUCCGCUCUGACCUAGAAGUAGUUGUUUCCCUUGCUAUGCAAGACCACAGCUUUUGUGGAGUAACAGGUAACGAUGCUUUGUGGAUGAUGGUUGUCCAUCUGUUCAGAGGGUCCCUGGUUCGAGCUCAGGUUGGGGCAAGGAGAGGGACGGAAGUGACACUGAUACACACAAAUGUGACUCUUCUCUCUGUUUUUAUCUCUUCAUCUCUGUUUUGUAUUCCUCACUCUGCUGAGAAGACUGGAUGGUGACAGAAGACAGCAUGUCAUGUUAUUUUCACAUCUUCAUGAAUAAUACUAAAAAAUAAUAAUAUGAAAUUAGAAAAAAUGUGAAUGUAAUAUAAACAGCGGCCUGAAAGCUGUCUCCUAGCUGGGAGUUUAUUAUCUUUAGUUUGGUUAACUUGGUGUUUAUUCUCUUUAGUUUGGUUAACUGGGUGUUUAUUCUCUAUAGUUUGGUUAACUGGGUGUUUAUUCUCUUUAGUUUGGUUAACUGGGUGUUUAUUCUCUUUAGUUUGGUUAACUGGGUGUUUAUUCUCUAUAGUUUGGUUAACUGGGUGUUUAUUCUCUUUAGUUUGGUUAACUGGGUGUUUAUUCUCUUUAGUUUGGUUAACUGGGUGUUUAUUCUCUUUAGUUUGGUUAACUGGGUGUUUAUUCUCUUUAGUUUGGUUAACUGGGUGUUUAUUCUCUUUAGUUUGGUUAACUGGGUGUUUAUUCUCUUUAGUUUGGUUAACUGGGUGUUUAUUCUCUUUAGUUUGGUUAACUGGGUGUUUAUUCUCUUUAGUUUGGUUAACUGGGUGUUUAUUCUCUUUAGUUUGGUUAACUGGGUGUUUAUUCUCUUUAGUUUGGUUAACUGGGUGUUUAUUCUCUAUAGUUUGGUUAACUGGGUGUUUAUUCUCUAUAGUUUGGUUAACUGGGUGUUUAUUCUCUUUAGUUUGGUUAACUGGGUGUUUAUUCUCUAUAGUUUGGUUAACUGGGUGUGUGAUCUCUUUAGUUUUUAACUAAAUGUGUAUAUAUUUAUAUGUACAGAGAUGUGUGUGUGUACUGUGUGUGUUGUGCCUGAUCUGUGAGUCAUAGUAAAUGAUGUUUGCUUGUUUGUUUGCUCAGGAAGGCACAACAUUACAGAACGUUAAGAUAGACAUGAAUUGUGUAGAACAGAUCAGAUUUUCUGUCAUGUAGAAUACGGAUAUGUGAUUCUCUUUCUGAUGAACUCAUCCCUGAGGUCGUCAUGGUGACAGAGACCUUUACCUGACUACGUCUGACCAUCCCUCCACCAAUCAACACUAAGCCUUCCACCAAUCAACUUUAUAUGGUGCAAAUAUAUAUGAAUAUACAGUACCAGUCAAAAGUUUGGACACACCUACUCAUUCCAGGGUUUUUCUUUAUUUUUACUAUUUUCUACAUUGUAGAGUAAUGGUGAAGAUGUCAGAACUAUGAGAACUAUGAAAUAACACAUAUGGAAUCAUGUAGUAACCAACAAAAAUGUUAAACAAAUCAAAAUAUAGUUUAUAUUUUAGAUUC